UAGGAAGGUUUUCUGAAAACACGGUGAUUUGUUGAUUUGACACUCAUCACAUCAUACAAACAUUAAUGCAAUAUUCGGCCGCAUAUUGCAAAGAGUCACCGUGGCUGAUAGAUGAAUGAUGGCUAACUUGAAGGUGAUAGUUGGAUGCUCUGUUUCAUUCUUUGGCUUACUAUGGCUGUUCUUAUGGAAGAGAUCUCCGAAACAAAAACCACCAUCUGAUUCAAAUGAGAAUGAGGACAGUGUUAACCAGUCUGAAGGUUCACACAGAAAACUACCCAGUGUUGGUUCUAAGAAUAAUCUGCCUGAUGUAGUUCACCAAAGUACAGAGUCCUCAGGGACUGAACAAGAGGUUGUCUUUGAAAAGAUUGUACCAAAUAUUGAGGAAGUGCUACAGACAGGGAGCAGUAAAUUAGGUGAGAGCUGUAGCUUUGAAACCCAACCUGCUGAUGUACAUCAGAAUUGUGUGGAGGCACAGAUAUUGCCUGUGCAGGAAGAGGUGCUUACAUCCUCUUCCAAUGUUGUCACUCACACCAAAGGAAAGACAGAGUCUUCUGAGUUUGACAUGCUUUGCAAUGGAGAUAAUAACAGGUUUUCAACCUCAGAAUACAAUUCUACUCAGAUUGCGGGAAAUGAUGAAAACCAACAUGAGAAUCCUGUCAUGAACGAGGCAUUCAUAACAUCAGAUAUUGGAGACAGCAUAUUAAAUAAGUAUAGUGAAAAAACAGUGGAUUCUACACCUGAUGUAUCUCUUUCUACCUCAACCUUUGCUGAACCACUGCUAGAAUCAACUAAACUAGACACAACAUCCUGUGAAAAUGAGCAAAGCAUGAAAAUAGAAUGUUCUGUGCCUUUGUCUGCAGAAAAUAACAUUACGCUCCGUAAAAACCACUUGAAUGGUAAAAAAGCCAUUGACAAUGAAAAAGACCAGAAUGAAUCUGUGAAAAACAGUGACGUUUCAGAAUUAGACUUCAUGUUGAAUGAUGUGAACAGUAAUCAUGGUGAUCAAAUGACCAGUAGUUGGUCUUCUGAGGUAGAGAGUUGUGAUAAUGUUGAUAAACAGAAAGACAUUGAACACUGUGAGGGAGAUAACUCUAACCCAAUAAACUCACCAGACCCAGCUGGUCAGUCAUCAUCCAAAACUGAAAGUGAAACUAGUGCUCAUGGGUCAGACUCCAACACCUCAAACUGUGAUAGUGUUUCAAGUAAUUGUAGUAGUCGAGCCUCCAGUAUAGUAGAAGGUUCAAACAAGUCUAACGGUUCCAAAAAAAAACAGUCCUAUGAGUUCCACUUUCCUUCACAAUUCUGUGGACGUUUGAUUGGUAAAUAUGGGAAAAACAUCCAACAACUUAAGGAACGAUCCGGGGCCAACAUAUCUCUGAGUAAUCACCCAUACACACCGGACUUCCAAAUCUGUCUUGUUGAAGGUACUCAGAAACAGAUAGAUGAUGCACUAAAGGUAAUAGGCAGAAAAUUCCCAGAGGUUGACUUGACGGCAAUAGGAGCUGAAGUUGAGAGCGAGUCUGAGCCCAGCACUAAUGGCAAACCCUUAUUGAUGCCAGAUAUAAUGCAGGUGUGCGUCUCCUUUCAGCUCAACCUCCCUGAGGGCGUGUCCAUCGACGUGGUGGUGUCUAGUAUUGUAGACGCAGGACAUGUGUUUGUACAACAGCAUACCCAUCCUUCCUUCCCUUCAUUGGAGCGACUCAAUCAGUUUAUGAUAGCUUGUUACACACAAGAUGGAAUUGUGCCACAGCUCCCACGACCACUAGAGGUUGGAGUGAUAUGUUCUGCGCCAAUGCUGAAUGGAUGGUAUAGAGCCCAGAUCACGGCUGUGUAUGAUGAUACAGAUGAAUGUGAUAUCAAAUAUGUUGAUUACGGAGGAUUUUCACGUGUUCCAGGCUGCACACUCCGCCAAAUCAGGAGUGACUUCAUGACAUUACCUUUCCAAGCUGUAGAAUGCUACAUGGCUAACAUCACUCCAAUUCAAGAAGAAGAAUACUUCAGCUCAGAAGCUGCAGCCACACUAGAAGAGCUCACACAAGGGAAGUUACUCCAAGCGCAGAUAGUUGGUCGCAGCGAAGACGGCACUCCUUAUAUCCAUAUAUAUCAAAUAGCAGGAGAGAAGGUGUUAUUUGUGAACAGAGAGUUAGUGAACAGAGGUGUGACUCGCUGGAUAGAACUAAUGUCAUGAGAGACACCUGUGAUGCUAGACUGAUCCUAUAUAAGAGGCACCCUUGCUUUAUUUCUAAUAAGGUCAUUCUUACAUCUGGUGACCCAGGGCUGAACAUUGAGGUCUCUAAUUGCUCCCCAGCAAAUCUACUAGACUGAUGAUAAUUCUGAAUGACAGAUAUUGAAAAUGUCUGCUGAUGUCAAGUACAUUUACAUGUUUUUAACCUUUGAUAACAUCACAUAUUGGAAUCAGAAUUGUUGAUGUUUUAUCUUUACUUGUAGAAUUUGCUCUGUUGAUAGUGCAAAGAUUGAUGGAUAUUGAACUAAAGGACAAAUGUGGUAUUGCAUUUAGAAAAGUUUACCUAUGUCACUAUGGAAGGCCUUGGCAUUAACUAAUUUGUGGUAUUCUAGCUAGCAAAGCAUAACAGAAUCUGAAAAUUUUCUUAUGGUAUAGACAAUUUAUUAUUAAUCACUAAGACCAUCAGGACGUCAAUGCUGGACAAUUCAGCAUGAUAUAAGAAAGUGACCCUUGACCUUUAAAUUUAUGAGAAAAAUGUCCUAUAUGUUUACAGAGUAGGUCUCCUAGAAAACUGUCCACACUAUUUACUAAGUUUUGUCAAACUAGAGCUACAAAUGGGGAGAUAGACAUAUUAAUCAGUUGAUCAAUGUUUCCAUCUGGCCUGAAGUGUUGAAUACAAAGAUCAUUACUCUUGAGACAAGUUAGAUACAGGCCACUGAAGUUCACAGUGUCUGUCUGUGAAGAAGGUGUUGUUUCCACUUGAAUUAUUCCACCUGGAACGGGUAAGACAUUACCAUGAAAGAUAGACUGACAGAAAGUGAACAGUUAGGAGAAGAACGACCUGCAGUGAUAUAGGAACAGCCAGUGAUUUUAUCUUGAUAUGUUACAGUCUUAAGGCCUAACCAUGCUCCUUAACCUAAGUGCUACACAUCCUGCCUUUAAGUAUAAAAACCUCAGAUAUUCAGUCUAAAUCCUUUAUCAUGAGAAGUACAAUUAGUAGGAGGUGGCAUGAAUUCAGUUUUAUUUUGGUGAUGUAUCACUCUGGUAUUGAAGAUAAUUUAUUAAUUCAUUUUUGCAAUUUUUUGAGCGUUUUGGUUUUAAUUUAAUGCUCUUGUAGGUACUGGUAUAAAAUGCUAGGAGUUAUUCAAGAAGUAUUGAUAUUGUUGCAGCAACUACUUAAGUUUAAACUUCACCACCUACAAGUGUAUUACGAAGUGCACAUAAAGUAACUGUUGUGUUUUUAUGUGGCCUGUUUUAUGUUAUUCAUCAUGCAAUAUCAAAUUUUAUAUUCUGCAAAGAUGUUAUCGAGCCAUGUGUUGUGUCUGUUAUGGAUGUUCCCAUAUAAGGUAAUGUAGGUUAGUGUUUGAAUAAAUAAUUAUUGUUGAUUAACUUUUUUUAUGUUUGAUUCCAAAUAAUCCUGAUUAAAGUAUUAAUUAUAGUAUGAUUGCUAUAUAUACCAAAUGUUUAUUGAAAUAUGUGUUGUAUAUUUGAGUUUAAGUUAUGUGAUAUUAAAGAGAUGUCUUUAAUUGAGAAAAAGUUUUUAUGAAGAAGCAUGGAAGGUUUCCCUCUGUUAUACAUACACAUACAAGGUGAUAAUUAUAAGGUUAUGAAUAUUUUUUAAGACUAAACAAAGGCUCUUUAGAUCAAAUAAAAUUGCUAGUUAUGUUAAUUAUCUAUAUAUAAACAAUUGAAAAUUGUAUCUUUAUUUUCAAAAUGCAUAAUAAUUAUCUGUGGAUAAUUUAGUGAGAAUUGUAGAUAUGGAACCACAAUUUUCCUUGAUGUAUUGAAAUUUUUUGGAGAAGACCUCAACCUUGCUUAAUUUGAUAAUUUGUAGAAUAGUAUUAGUAACCAUGUGUGGAUUGUCACAAAUCUAUUCACCAGUACCAGGUACUGGUGCUACUUUAAGAUGGCAAGUUAUUUAUAUAUUGAAAUCAGUGAAAUAUAUAUCUCAAAAAGACUUAAAUACAGAUAGCUCUUAGUCUCAUAAAAAGAUCCCCGUAAAUCUGACGGACCUUUAGGUAGCUGAGUAUGUCAUGUUACUAUCUCUUUGAGGGGAAGAACUGAGAUUACUUCUGUAACUGCCAUUUCACUCAAAUACCUGGUAGGUACUAGCACAUAACUGCUCGUCCUAAAAGUUAAAAAAAAAUACUGCCUGUAUUCAUCUUAUUUCAUGUGUAUUGUGUUCAGACAAAGCAGUGUUAACAUUGUAAAACAUCUCCAAUUCAAUUGAAUUUUUUCUUGAUAAAGAUACCUAAUGUUAAGGGAAGAAUGAAAAAACAAGUAAGGACUUCAGUUUGGUUUACAUCAUUAUCAAAAAUUAUGUAACAUUUACUUGUGUUUAGUAUAUUCAUACUUCUACUAAUAUUUUCAUUUUUUAUAUUAGUGCUAUUUAAUGCUAGGUGGGGUUUUUUUUCAUGCCAACAUAUUUCACCAGUGAAAUAUUCAUUGACAUUUUCCCAUGAAUUUGGCAAGAAAAAAAAGAAUUAUUUAUAUUUAAGUAUUGAAAAAAAAGAAGAAAAAUCCCUUUUUAUGAUUGUUCAUUAACGCCUACAGAUUUUUUUAAGGGGGAAUUUAGGUACUGAAAAAUACACAUACAAUCAUAUUAUUCCCUACUGAAGUGAUUAACGAAGAUAUAUAAGGAAACUAUUCAUCCUCAUAACUGAAGAUAAUUUAAUAGACUAGAGACGUUCACUGUAAUAAUUACAGUAAUUCACGGCGCAAAAUAUAUAACAUGAUUUACAAGUUCUUUGCUGCAUUUUUUUUGCUUGCUUUUACAUGUUAAAGUCAUUGAUCUGAUUGCCAUCAGUACUAGUCUAUAAUGAAAUGUUGCCAUAUCUAUGAUCUCGGUACAAUGACCCUGUCCUCCAUAUUUUUAUCCUUACACAUACUCCCAACUAAACAAAUACCACUGCUGAACAAGAGAGAAUUCAAUCUAUUGAUAGGCCAAUGGAGAUCUUCAAAAACACAAAAUGUCUAUUGCUGCAAACGUGUGCUAUUUUGAAGUUAUUGAAAUUUUACUUUUCCCCUCACCUGUGCAUUUCAUUUUGUACAACAUGAACAUAUAAAAGUAUUUUAAAGAAGUUGGAUUAUGUCCCUUUACGACUUUUCUGUUUGAUGCUUGUUUUCAUGUUUGGCUUAUUUCUCAGGACCCAUUCAGAUAUUGAUCGUCUGAUUUUUACCUACCAAUACAUGUUAUUCAGUAUCCGUGUUUGGCACUUGUUUUAGAUUUAUCAAAGGAUUUAUGUUUGGAAAAAUCUAAGUCAUGGAUUUUCAAACUUGCUUUGUUCAGUGUUUAAGGAAUUAAACAUUCCUUAUUCAGAUAUUGAUGGAUUAAAAAUUGUUCUCUUAAAGCGGUAAUAAUGUAUGUAAAACUUGUUGAAUAUAUAAAAGAAUGAAAGAAAAUUGCUAGGAACAAAGAUAUGAUAGAGAGUUACUUAACUAUUCAGUAGACUGUAAAAUUUUGAAUUUUUCCUGCACAGGAAUGCCUUGUUUAUCUUAUAAUGCUACUCGGACAAGCUGCCAAAGAUCAAUUUAAUUUUAUACAAUUUUCACUUUAGGUGGGGUUUUUUUUAUAUGUGCUGUGGCAUUGAAAUGCCUGGUGCUUUAUUAGUGUGACAUAAUUGCUACACUUCACCAUUGGAAAAAUGUAGUAUGUAAACAUUUUCACAGAAUGAAAAUAGACAUUAUUAUAAAAGUAUACACAAAUAGCAACCAUUUUGUGCCCUGCCUUGCCCUUUCAAUCAUCCUCCUCAGCUUUGACUUUCCAUUAGCAAGGAAAUCUAAACAAAAUGAUCAAUCUACAGAUAGUUGCUUUUUGUUGAACAUUGCAUUGUAUGAAGUCGACUUUAUCUGAAAGGAUCAGUGAUCCAUUGAAUCACAUAGUAUAAACCUGUUAGAAGAUAAUUUGCAGUAUUAGCUUAUGUUGGCCAGAGUUCAUUUUCAUUCAGAAAAUAAGUGUUAGCACAGCUUUAUACUGUUGUUUUGUGCUUUUGAGAAUUCCAAUAACUGAUUUUUUAUCUUCUUUUUUUUUUUCAUUUUUUUAAGGAUUUUAGUAUUUUGCAUUGUCUCAAACACAUACCACGAUCCUGGUAGUUGAACAAGAGAAUUUAUAUGAUAAUAUUUGACAGUGAAAGUGCUAAUAGUAUUAAUAUUAUAGAGCAUUUUAUUGCUUGUUUAUACACGGUAGCAUGAUCCAUAUUGUCUCAUUCACUUGUAUUUUUAUUGUUGUUUAAUAAUGUUCUUUAUGUUAUAGUUCAAUUGUACAUGUGUAUUUUUUGUUUUGUUUUGUUUCUAUUUGUGCGAGAGAAAUUUGUUUGCCAAUAGGAUUCUUGACAGCUAGGUAAGCUGAUACUGAAGAUACAUUUAUCAUCUAAGGUUUCCAAGGAAUAACACAAGACUGAUCAAACUGACUAUGGUGAAUAAAGAUACAGAAAGCUAUCCUGGACUUUAUGGGUGACUGUGUUUCAGAAAGUUAUAUCUAUACACUUAAUUAAAAAAUACAUAUCUUAUUUCAGUGCAAUAUCAAUUUUUGGAAAAUUUAUCAAUUAUAAAUUAGCACGUCCACAAUUACUGCUAUAUAAACAGAAAACAUAAUCUGCGUUGAAUAUAAUUUUUUUUUUAGCACAAUAUUGUUAUAAUGGGAAGACAAGAUAACCGCUGAAAUAAGACUACCACUAAAACAAGUACCUUUACAGUAAAUUGUAGUAGAGUUAUAACAUUUCUCGAACUUGCCAUUUUGUACUUUUGAAGAAUUCUCAAUAUGAUACAGUCCCAUGACAAUGACUGUUUAUUGAUAUAGAAGAAUUUUAAAAGUCACUUGAUAAUGACAAUUCCUUGAGUAGCUGUCCCACAUAUCAGGUCAAUAUAUAACUGUUACAAGACUCAAAGGAUUUGUUGAAGGACUUGUAUAAACUUAAAGACAGAAUGAUAUUGUCAGCUACCAUGAUCAGCCCUAGUUCUAUCCAUUGAUAAACAUACUUACCAUAAUACAACCUGAGGUCACAAUGACAAAUAGGUAUCAAAUAUACUCGUACAUGGACAACUCUGUCCCAUCUUUUUACUAGUUGUUUCAAACCUUUGUUAUCUUACCUUACAACUAUCCAAGGACAUGUACAAUUGAAGCUGUAAAGAAUGAAAUACAGGUCGCAUACUUCUACAUCAGAUGAUUUUAGUUGGGCGAGUGGUGAAUUUGAUUUAGUUUGAACAUCUGUAAGAGUGAUUUUUUGCGUUUGUAUGAGUGAGUUUUCUGAGUAAUUGUUCUGUAGUUAAGGCAGUGUUAUUAGAUGCUAUAGUUGUUUUACAGUUGUUAAUACACCUUUCAUAUCACUGGUGCACUAGUUGACCUUUUCAUAAGUCUGGAGAUUAAGAAAGUGAAGAAAAAAAUUAAUAUGACUUACAUCAAUAACAGUAUUUAAAAAUAAAAAAAUGUAUAUUAAUACUAAGCUGUAAAGUGUUUAUGAUUUGAAACAGUUUUUGGUGACUACUUGAAUUGAUGUGGAAGUAAAUCCAAGUUCAACCAGUAUGUAUUGCUGUUGAAUAGUAUUACCAACAGUGUCCAGGUCUGUCAUUAUGCUUAACAUUUCUUGUUAUCACUUUUUAUUGAGCAGUACCAAGAUUUCAUACAUAUGUAACCUUCAAUCUUCAGUUGUACCCUUUAAAUUAUGGGACUGAUAAGGGGGAAAAUGGCCGACAGACAAUAAUCUAAGACUAGGCAGUUAAAUAUUUUCAGAAUUUUCUAACAGAAAUGUUCAAAUUUCAUGUAAUUAAAGCAAAAGCAAAGGAAGGAAGGGAAAGGUCCAACUUUUAAAUAACAAGUAAAGAUCAAGCAAUGAUGGCACCGUCCUUUUGGUUAUUGUCUGGUAGGAAGUCCAUCCCAUGAUGUUGAGGUGUGAUGUAAAUAUGAUUUCUCUUAAGGUGAUCAGUAUUAGAAGGCAGUAACCAUGGUAACAGAGUUAAAUUGCAUUGUUGGGGUAAUAUGUACGAGAUAUUUAUGUUUUGCACUGUUUACCAAUUAAUAAUGUGGGAUUUUAUAAUCACAUUAAAUAUCAGUAUUUCAUUUCCGUUAUAUAUAUUUGUAUGUUUGGUUUCAUUUCCUAAAAUGAGCUAUUUUGGUUUCAGUGCUAGAAAUUUGGCCAUCUAAAAUUUUGGGUUUGUUAAUAUGCAUAAACAGAAAGAAUGAUUUAUGCAAAGAGUGACUUUUUUGCAAUCAAAUAUUUCCAAAGUUUUGUUAUUUUAUUGAUGCGGGAUAGAUUCAAUAUGAUUGUUUAGCAUAGCUGAUGCAUUUGACCCUCUGCCAUGGGGAGGGAGUUCUGAUACAAGUGCUUGCAUGUUCCCCAUUAGUGGAAGAUAGAUAUCCAUGUAAUACAAUCCAGUAUACAGUUAGCCUGGGACAGAGGCCUAUUUAGGGUACUGCAAUACCUAGACAACAUUCAACAUGCCAAAUAUUUUACCUUUUCACUGUGUACAAUAUUUACAAACAGAAAUCAGAUCUCUUAUUUCACACUCCUGACAGAUGUUGCUUAACAUUUAGCUUUGAUGUUACCAAUAUUUUGUUUUGUAGAAAAUGUUACUGUUGUAAUAAUUACCAAAACUCAAACACGAUUCUGCUAUCCUGUAACUUCAUUAUGGGCUUAUCUCCCCUUGGAUUGAUGAUUUUAAUGUAUGGUUGAAGAUCAUUCUGAUACCACAAUCCCAUGUUGUGUCAUUGUGUACUGGUCUCUCGCUCUAAAACCCUAAUUUCGCUGUCAUCCUUGUAGAUUUGCUAGAUGUUUUGUGUCUCAGGAAUACCAGUGCUGUCAAAAUAGCAAGCCAUACAUGUAAAUCUAGAGAAGUAGUGCUGUACAGACCAGAGAGAACCUUCUAAUAUAUAUUUUUUCAGAACAGUGGGUGUACAUAUAGAUCAGAAUCAUAUACUUUUUAUGUCUUUGGGUUCUUGUAUCACUUGUCAAGUUGAUAGUAUAGAGAUUUUAAAAUCUCAGUUUUAAUAAAUUUUUGUUUGAAUGUCUCGAA
Molecule: messenger RNA, 9193 nt
Organism: Ylistrum balloti
Lineage: Eukaryota; Metazoa; Mollusca; Bivalvia; Pectinida; Pectinidae
Product: KH domain-containing protein akap-1-like
Exons: 9
Coding region: 116-2188 (690 amino acids)
Molecular function (GO): RNA binding
Source: RefSeq, a predicted model, not a curated record